Messenger RNA from Numida meleagris (helmeted guineafowl), 2306 nucleotides. Its product is annotated as myosin light chain kinase, smooth muscle-like. Gene Ontology annotation, cellular component: nucleus; cytoplasm. Gene Ontology annotation, biological process: protein phosphorylation; intracellular signal transduction; positive regulation of apoptotic process. The record is from RefSeq and is a predicted model, not a curated record. The transcript is spliced from 12 exons. The coding region runs from base 762 to 1910 and encodes 382 amino acids. Gene Ontology annotation, molecular function: protein serine/threonine kinase activity; ATP binding. NCBI's taxonomy places the organism in Eukaryota, Metazoa, Chordata, Aves, Galliformes, Numididae.
CCCCAUGGUGCUGUGCGGCCCCCUGUGGGACUCUGCGCCUGCGCGCUGUGCGUUGCUAUGGCGACGGGAAUGGGGCCUGCGGCCUGCUCCGGGCCUACCGCCCGGUGGGAGCCCUGCGCUGUUUCCGUUUCCAGCUCCGUUCGGGAGAUUCACCCACGUACCGAAACACACCAAAAAUUAGGGUUACAAAGACGGGAAAGGGACUGAGGGCACGGCUGUGAGGAACACUGAGGCCCUGCAGUGUGUUGGGCCCCGAGCAGAGGAGAGGGAAGGCCUCAUGGUGGCUGCAGUUCCUCACAGUUCACAUUGAGCAAUUGGAGCGGCAGCGAAGCUCUAUGAGGGUCGAUAUUGCAGCGGGAGAGCGGUGAGAUCGUGUCACCAUCCCCAGGCCGUGGGCUGUGUGAAAGCGUGGAUGCGGUGGCCCUGCCACUCAGCUGGGAACAUUGUCCCCAUGGACUUUGAGCGCUUUGGGAGUGGCUGGCGGAGCCCUGUGUCGCUUCUGCCCCAACAGCACCAGUGAGAACCAGAGCAGUUCCGCGACCCCAUAGGGGCACCGCAGCUCACUUGUGACGCCGGUGACUCAGCAGUGACCCAGCAGGACUGGAAGGAUUGGGGACCUGUGCUGGUGGCCUGGGGCAGAAGGGGACCAGGUGGUGACAGAUCCCAAGGAGCAGGCAGAGGGGUGCCACCUGCCUCACCCCAACAGUGCAUCCAGCAUCUGUCCUGACUCUGCUAGCACCCUGACGAGGCGUGGCACCGCAAUGUCCCAGGCAGAAGCAGGUGAGGAGGAUUUUGAAUGCUGUGAUGUUGUCAUUAACAGCCAGGAGAAGGUUUCAGAUGUGUACAUACAGCUGGAGAAGCUCGGAGAGGGCAAGUUUGGGACGGUGUACCGACUGCAGGAGAAAGCCACCGGCAAGAUCCGUGCUGGGAAGUUCUUCCGGACGCGAACAGCCAAGGAGAAGCAGGCGGCUCGGGCUGAGGUGGAGCUGAUGAAUCUGCUGCAUCACCCACGCCUUGUGCAGUGCCUCGCUGCCUUCCAGGGUCCUACGGAGCUGGUGAUGGUCCUGGAGUACGUGGCCGGUGGGGAGCUCUUUGAGCGCAUUGUGGAUGAUGACUUUGAGCACACGGAGCCCAGCAGCACCCAGUACAUGCGGCAGAUCCUGGAGGGGCUGCAGUACAUGCACAGCCAGGCUGUUGUCCACCUUGACCUCAAACCUGAGAACAUCGUCUGCGUCAGCCCGGGCAGCCACUGGCUCAAGAUCAUCGACUUUGGCCUGGCACGGAAGCUGGCUCCGGACACCCCUGUGAAGGUGCUGCAUGGAACACCUGAGUUCAUGGCUCCAGAAGUGGUCUCCUUUGAGCCUGUGGGGCUUGCCACAGACAUGUGGAGCGUCGGUGUCAUCUGUUAUAUCCUGCUGAGUGGGGAGUCCCCCUUCCAGGGGGACAAUGAUAUGGAGACACUGAGCAACAUCACAGCUGCCCAGUGGGAAUUUGAGGAGGAGAUCUUCUCAGACAUCUCCCAGCAGGCCAAGGACUUCAUCAGCCAACUGCUGCGGAAGGAUCCUCGCUGCCGGCUCUCCAGCUCAGGGGCUCUCCAGCACCCCUGGCUACAGCAGCCCCUGCCCAGAAGCUCGAAGGUGCUGCCAAAGGAACGGAUCAAGCAGUUCCUGACCCGUCGGAAGUGGCAGAAAACAGGCAAAGCCCUGCUGGCCAUCAACAGGCUCACGCUGCUGUCCCAGAACCAGGACAGGAGAGCAUCAGAGACCCAGGAUGAGGAAGACUCAUGCUGCAGUGCAGAGGAGGACCAAGCUUGCGCAUCUCUGCCCCAGAGAGGUCCUAGCUUCUCAGAGCCACCAAUGGGCAUGGAGGAGGAGGACGAUGGGAGCACAGAAGCUGCAGGCAAGGCCUAGAGCAGUGCUGCUGUGCUGCCCUGGGGCACAGAGAGCUGGUGAGGGGGAGAAAAGUCACCAGGACAAAGCCUUCUCUAGGCCUGCAGUUCGUACCACGACCUGGCCAGACUGUGGUGGGUGCCCCUGCGCUGGUGUGGGGACAGUUGUGUCUUUCAUCCCCAGCAUGGAACUAGUGCUCCUGUCUGUAUGGCUGCCUGGGCUGGGGCUGCAGCCUGGCUCUUCUUGCUGCAUGUUUUGUGAAGCCAAUAAAGCACUGAGGAUCUCUUGCUCCCUGUGCUGCUCCUUUUCUCCCCAGAUCACUGGGCAGGGUGGGGAGGAGCUGCUCAAGCUGUUUCAACCCAUGGAGGGCUGGUACUAGUCUCAUCACCUGGUGCUACGCUGGCCUCCAGGAAGGAG